This is a messenger RNA of Ilex paraguariensis (yerba mate), 1097 nucleotides long. The record is from the annotation of a GenBank genome assembly. NCBI's taxonomy places the organism in Eukaryota, Viridiplantae, Streptophyta, Magnoliopsida, Aquifoliales, Aquifoliaceae.
AUGUACUCCAAAACGACUAAUUAUGGAUUAUGAGGAGCAAAGGGCGAAGUACAAAAACAAUGUUGCCGGAUACGAAACCCACCAAACUGAAGUCACUCCCAAACCUUAUCGACUUUUCUGAAAUUCUCGUUCCAAAACCAUACUUAAAGAACGCGUCAACAACAUCGCCUCAGCCCAUAAAAGACCCACAACAGUACCAUCAAACAUGUGAAAUGGGUCAUUCGCUUGACAGUGUCACAUACACCAAGCUGGUACAAUCCUCCGCCAGUUCGGGGUCUUUCAUCUCUGGCAAGCUUGCCCACGCUCACAUGAUCAAAACUGCUUUUAAGCUAUGCACAUUUCUACAAAAUAAUCUUAUGAACAUGUAUUGGAAAUGCGGUGACAUUGAUAGUGCUCGCCUGAUGUUUGAUCAGAUGCCUAAACGUAAUGUUGUUUCAUGGAAUUCUAUGAUUUCUGGGUACAAUCAGAUGGGUCUCCAUGAUAAGGCCAAAAAAUUGUUUAGUGAAGCAAGAAUGGCGAUAAAACUGGAUAAGUUCACGUAUGCCAGUAUGUUAAGUAUGUGCAGUCAAACAGGGGAUUUAGAAUUCGGGAAGAAGAUUCAUGGGUUGAUAGCUGUUGAUGGGUUAGGUGCACAAGUCUUUUUGACAAAUUCUUUUAUUGAUAUGUACUCAAAAUGUGGAUGGGUCGACCAAGCGAGGCUUGUGUUUGAUAAUUCUGAUGAGUUGGACUAUGUUUCCUGGAAUUCUUUGAUUGCAGGUUACGUUCAGAGUGGUCGCAAUAAUGAAAUGUUGCGAGUUUUGGUGAAAAUGCAUCGGUAUGGAAUGGCUUUUAAUAGCUAUGUUUUGGGGAGCGUUCUGAAGGCAUGUUGUUCAAACUUUGGUUGUUCCGUCGAAUGUGGAAAAAUGCUACAUGGGUGUGCAGUGAAACUUGGGUGGGAUAUGGAUGUUGUUGUUGGGACUGCAUUGCUUGACAUGUAUGCGAAAUCUGUUUUACAAUUGUCAGUAUCUUCAUCAAUUGUUGCUAUCAUUAUCAAUUGUUGUGAGGUGGCUGAAUUCGUGUUCGUGUCUCUAGUGCUUGAUCAUCAUCAGUUGUUGUGA